Messenger RNA from Astrephomene gubernaculifera, 626 nucleotides. Lineage: Eukaryota; Viridiplantae; Chlorophyta; Chlorophyceae; Chlamydomonadales; Astrephomenaceae. The record is from the annotation of a GenBank genome assembly.
CCUCUACUGUUAUACACCCGUAUGUGUCGUGUUAUCUUGGCCAUUACAGCCAUGCUUGCAAGUUGAAGCACCAACCCUGAACUCCUUACCGAGUUCAGCAUUGCUGUGCCAGGAUCACUGCUAUGACUGCCAUACACGAUCAAUACCUAUAAACCAAAACAUAGCACAAGUUAGCCAUUGUCCGGUUGCUAAGCAUGGAGUAUGCCAAGGGAUUGCUCAGCCGUGCCAAGGAGCUCGCCGUCCAGACUGCGCAGGAACUUCAACAGCGAGCUGCAGUACUGGAAGAGCGUGAAAUUCCAGCCGCAGCACUGUCACCUGCCGCGUCGCUUUCAUCGUCGGUCCAAAGCAUUGAGGCUCGCGUCGCUCGCUUCCAGGCGGAACUUAGAGGCUCCCACAUCAACUUAGACAACCUAAAGCGGCUGGCGUUCCAUGGCAUUCCGGAUCAGGGGAACCUGCGUGCAACAGUCUGGAAGCUGCUACUGGGUUACCUGCCGCUUAAUCCGGAGGAGUGGGGUGCGGAGCUGGCUCGCAAGCGGACGCAGUACCACAUCUUCUGCCAGGAGCUUAUAGUGGAUCCAAAGAGGGCGGCGGAGGAGGAGCCGCAAGGAGCGGGCUGCUCAGGGGCG